Messenger RNA from Thamnophis sirtalis, 1535 nucleotides. NCBI's taxonomy places the organism in Eukaryota, Metazoa, Chordata, Lepidosauria, Squamata, Natricidae. The record is from RefSeq and is a predicted model, not a curated record.
AUGGCCAAUUUUGUGUCCCAGCUAAGACCUAUUGUGGACAAGAUCUAUUUCCUUGAUAAUCCUUUUGUCAGAGAAUUCAUGGCUGGCAGAGACACAGUAACAAGGGUUUCAGACAAACUGAAGCAGUCACCACAGUCCCUGCCGGAAGCCAACAGCACCGAUUCCGGGUUGAUGCUGCCAGAGAAUGGCUCCCUCUUGUCACUCAGCACACUGGAUCUUGCCUUCUCCCAGCUUAAGGACCGGUUGCAGAACAUCACUUUGCAGCUCGGUGGGACUCUCCUGGCCCCCACUCAAAGGACACGGAAACAUGUUCUCCUCAUGGCCACCACCCGUACUGGAUCUUCCUUCGUAGGGGAAUUCUUCAACCAGCAGGGCAACAUUUUCUACCUCUUCGAACCCCUGUGGCAUAUAGAAAGGACCGUAUCUUUCGAAUCGGGCGGCGCAAAUGCGGUGGCCUCGGGUCUUGUCUACAGAGAUGUUCUGAAGCAGCUCUUCCUCUGUGACCUUUACAUUUUGGAAAACUUCAUCGUCCCGUUCCCCGAGGAUCACCUGACUCAGUUUCUCUUUCGGCGGGGUUCAAGCCGCUCGCUGUGCGAGGAGCCCGUUUGCACCCCCUUUGUCAAGAAGGUCUUUGAGAAGUACCACUGCAAGAGCCGUCGCUGCGGCCCCCUGAAUGUGACUCUGGCCAUGGAGGCCUGCCUGCGGAAGGAACACAUGGCCCUUAAGGCGGUCCGAAUCCGACAGCUAGAAUUCUUGCGCCCGUUAGUCGAAGACCCCCGCCUGGACCUGAGGAUAAUUCAGUUGGUGCGGGAUCCUCGGGCGGUGCUGGCCUCCCGCAUGGUGGCUUUUUCGGGUAAGUAUGAAACCUGGAAGAAGUGGGCUAACGAAAGGGUGGCCACCCUUAACGCGGAUGAAGUCCAGAGAUUGAGGGGCAAUUGUGAAAGCAUCCGACUGUCGGCUGAACUUGGUUUGAAGCAGCCAUCAUGGCUCCAGGGUCGCUACAUGCUGGUCCGCUAUGAGGACAUUGCCAGGUCUCCUCUCCAGAAAGCCCAGGAGAUGUACAAAUUCACCGGCAUCGCUCUCACCACGCAGGUGGAGGACUGGAUCCGGAAAAACACACAGGCCCCUGAAGAUAGCAACGGCAUCUACUCCACCCAGAAAAACUCCUCCGAACAGUUUGAGAAGUGGCGAUUCAGCAUCCCCUUCAAACUGGCACAGGUGGUCCAGAACGUCUGCACACCAGCCAUGAAACUCUUUGGCUACAAGUUGGCCAACAGUGCCGAGACUCUUACCAACAGAUCCAUCAGCUUGCUGGAAGAGAGGAGGAACUUCUGGGUCACGUAAAGGUUUGCCUUCAUUGGUGGAUUUUUUCUCUCCAGUCAUAGCAUUCUUUGAAUUGAGAAGAAAGUGAAUGCAAGAAUAUGUAUAUUGAGGAAGGAACACAUGGGCAGGAAAUGUUGGGGGAUAGGUUGCUUCCACUGGUCUUGAGCAUUCAAGCAAAGAGCUUUUGGCUUUAUCUGGAAGCAAGCAUCACU